This is a messenger RNA of Lizanozyma spartinae, 1050 nucleotides long. RefSeq names its product Pdr17p (gene PDR17). The record is from RefSeq and is a predicted model, not a curated record. Gene Ontology annotation, molecular function: phosphatidylinositol transfer activity. NCBI's taxonomy places the organism in Eukaryota, Fungi, Ascomycota, Pichiomycetes, Serinales, Debaryomycetaceae. The coding region runs from base 1 to 1050 and encodes 349 amino acids. The transcript has a single exon.
AUGUCUCUGCUGCAACUGUCGACUGCUGCCACAAGUAUAGUUAGUGGUGGAGGUGAUACCAAAGUUAAAAAAGGUCAACAAGACACCAAACUUAUAAAGUGUCAUAAACCCUUUGAAAGCCCCAUUAACCCAAUAGUUGAGCCCAAGUAUGAUUUGAGUGAAGAACAGCUGGCCAUUUAUAACGAGGUAUUGGAACACUUUGAAGAGUACAUUACCACUGACAUACCCGUUAGUGACCGGAAGAAUGAAACCCAAACGCAUCCUAUACUUGAAGAGGAAUUAGCUUGGUUGACUAAAGAAUGUUUUCUUAGAUACUUGAGAGCUACAAAAUGGAAGAAAGAGCAUGCUAUCAUCCGUAUAAAGGAUUCUAUAUUAUGGAGAAGAACUUUUGGUGUGGUUGUUGUUCCUGGAACCGAUACUAAACCUAUUACUGCUGAAUCGGUUGAAGUUGAAAAUGAAACUGGAAAGAACUUAAUUGUUGGUUAUGACAACGAUAAUAGACCUUGUUUAUAUUUAAGGAAUGGGUAUCAAAAUACCAGUCCAUCCAUUAGACAAGUGCAACACUUGGUAUUUAUGUUGGAAAGAGUUAUUCAAUUUAUGCCACCAGGACAAGAUACAUUGGCCUUACUUAUUGAUUUGAAGGCCGCACCUGAGCAUCUUAAGCUUCUGGCUAAGUUGCCAUCACUUUCUAUUUCUAAGCAAGUAUUACAUAUUCUUCAGCAUCAUUAUCCUGAACGAUUAGGUAAGGGGUUAUUCACCAAUUUGGGGACUUUUGGACAUGUUUUCCUUAAAAUGGCAGGUCCUUUCAUUGAUCCUUAUACUCGACUGAAAACCAUUUAUGAUCAACCUUUUGAAGAAUAUGUACCAAAGGAACAGUUGGAUAAGGAAUUCAAUGGUCUUUUGGACUUUGAAUAUGAUCAUGAUAUCUAUUGGCCAGAAAUGAAUAAGAUGGCUGAACGGAAGCAUCAAAUAUACAUGGACAAUUUUAAAAGAUUAGGGGGGAAAAUAGGUCAUAGUGAGUUCAUCUUAAGAUCACCCAUUAGUACAUAA